CCCUUUGCGUUUUUGCAGCCAUUGCAGCCCAAGUCUGCGGCCGGGGGGGAAGGAAAGGGAAUUGCACCGCGUGGCUCGGUCACCUCCAGCCCGGCAACCCCUCCGCCGCUUCUCCUGCAAAACUCCGGGUCCCUGGCAUGGUCUUCCUCACUUCCUCGCUUUGGCUCCGUGGCGACGUUGCCGCCCGAUUCUGGCGCAAGCAACAGAUCCUCAAACAUGCCCUGCAUUUUCGUGGACGGAAGAAUCGCUGCUAUAGCUUGGCAUAUCGAGCUGUUCGGAGGGCUUUUGUGUACGCCACCAAGGCCAGAUAUCUGAAAAAGAGAGAUAUGAGGACGCUUUGGAAAACCAGGAUCGAAGCGGCAUCGCUGGAGCAUGGUGUGAAGUACCAUAAUUUCGUCAGUGGCCUUUAUAAG
Thamnophis sirtalis is the source of this 413-nucleotide messenger RNA. Lineage: Eukaryota; Metazoa; Chordata; Lepidosauria; Squamata; Natricidae. The record is from RefSeq and is a predicted model, not a curated record.